Molecule: messenger RNA, 1701 nt
Organism: Aspergillus wentii DTO 134E9
Lineage: Eukaryota; Fungi; Ascomycota; Eurotiomycetes; Eurotiales; Aspergillaceae
Gene: PIG-S
Product: GPI-anchor transamidase GPI17
Exons: 2
Coding region: 1-1701 (566 amino acids)
Biological process (GO): attachment of GPI anchor to protein
Cellular component (GO): GPI-anchor transamidase complex
Source: RefSeq, a predicted model, not a curated record
AUGAGCUCCAACACCAAAACAGAUGCCCAGCGUCUCCCUCCACCAGAGCCGGCAGAAGCCACUCAAAACAGAUUCAGAGUCAUCCUCGCCUUCUGGGCGGUGAUAAUUUUCCUGGGGUUCCCCAUAUGGUGGAAGACUACAUCCAUCUACAGAGCCCGGCUGCCUUUCCAGGAGAUGGUUGAUUGGGCUGAUGGAAAGACAUGUCGGCCAGUAUUUCCUCUCGAGAUCCAAUUGGCAACUUCGUCCAUGCCGAUUGCAGACGCACAGCAUUUACUCCGCACCACGCAGCACACCCUGGACGAUCUCAACGAAUUCUCCGCCCACCAUCUCAGACUGAAACUGCUGGAUGACGGAACCUCUAAACCGGAAAUAAAUGGAGAUAAAACAGAAGGAUCAACAUCCGCCGCUGGAGAAAAGGCUGAUACAGCACUGACGGUCCGGCUACUGCCUCAAGACGACCUGGCUGCCCCCAAGUCCGAACUCCAUCCCGACACCACCCAGCUGGAUGUCUUCUACCCGCCCAGCCAAAUUCCGGUUCCUUCGUCGUCGAAUUCGCCCUUGUCGUCCUUCAUUGCGGAGGAGCUCCAGCGCCUGUUCAGCGAGGAAAAGGCUACCAUCGCCCAGAUUCUGUCUGACAACAAUGGCCCAGGUAACAACGUUGCUAUGUCCUCGAACCAUCAGCAGGCUGCGGUUCUCAAUUCGAUUUCUCCGCAGCUUGCAGAGAGCAUCAGCAGAAGAUUGAGACGGUCGAUGAAGUACGCAGACACUUAUCAUCUGGCUUUCUCUUUGUUCACACCCGGGUCCGAGCCUUCAUCUUGGGACAUUGAAGCGGCCAUUCAAGAAUAUAUGUCGCCUCUUCUGCAAGCAUUCGCUCCCAUCAGCAACUUUACUGUCGAUACCCAAGUCCAGUUGUAUGCCGCAUUCUCUCCCACCGCGCCGUUACCCGAGUAUGACGAGUCGCAAGCGGCAUGGACUCUCAAGAAGGAAGAUCUAAGCGCCUUCAUCAACGCAGCAGAAUGGCCUCUGAGUCCGAGUAUCGGCAACGGUCCAACCAUCAACUUUAUCCUCUAUGUACCAGACCCGUCACAGUCCCCCUUGGUCGUCCGGGAGAACAAGGCUACGAGCUGGAUCAUUCCCCAAUGGGGUGGAGUAUUCCUCUUGAACCCACCCCUAUCCACCGAAAACCCUUCAAACCCAUCACAUCUUUCGGAAGAAUCACUGCGCUCGGCUUUCUUGACAUUCUCCCACCAACUCCUCACCCUCUUAGGGACCCCGACUACCCCGGCCUCCCUUCCCCUGCGCCUCCAAACCCUCAUCCGCAUCCGUGCCGCAACUCUACUUCUCUCCGCAUCCUCCACCAUGGGCUCACUGGCCCGUCUUACUGAAUCCCUCCCUUCCAUUCCAAUUCCUGCUACGGUUGCUGCAUCUGUAUCCACGACACUCUCGCAUCUGGCUUCGGCUUGCACUCAUCUCCGCGAGGGCCGCUUCGCAGCAGCUCUAGCCAGUGCCCGGGUAGCCGAAGCAGAAGCCGAACGCAGUUUCUUUGAAAAGAGUAUGGUCGGACAGGUUUAUUUCCCCGAUGAGCACAAGGUGGCCGUCUAUCUUCCGCUGUUAGGACCAAUUGGUGUACCUCUUAUUGUUGGACUAUUGAAGGAGAUAAAGAGAAUUGUUGCGGGUUUGAAGGCGAAGAAAGCGCAUUAA